GGAGUGAACAGCAAAAAUCAUAUUAAGGACAUUUCAACUUCUGGCGAAGCAUCUGCUGAGGUCACGCCGGUAUAAUCACUCGAGAGUCGCUCUGUAACAAUGUCGUUUCCACCACAGACGACGCCGCCGCCAACGCCCACAUUCUUGAAGAUCUCAUUCCCUGCACCACGGGUGGUCCUUGUGCGCAUGGAUCGCCCUGAAAGUCUGAAUGCCAUGUCUACAACGGGCCAGUGGGAAAUGGACUCGAUAUGGAAAUGGUUCGACCAAGAACCCAAUCUUUCUGUCGCCAUCAUCACUGGCACUGGGCGUGCAUUUUCUGCAGGAGCAGAUCUCAAGGAGUGGAACAAGUCAAUGUCUGUCGAUGCGGACCCAAGCAAGAAGAUGGGUAAUGCUCCAGCAUUCAAGCCAUUGAGCAGGCGACUAGGAAAAAAACCAGUGAUUGCAGCGGUCAAUGGACUAGCUAUGGGAGGGGGCAUGGAGUUUGUGGCUAAUUGCGAUCUCGUGGUUGCCUCAAAAGAUGCAUACUUUGGCCUACCCGAGGUCAAACGUGGUAUUUCGCCCAUCGGUGGAGCACUACCUAGGCUGAUAAGAACACUUGGACUCCAGCGAGCUUCAGAAUUUGCGUUGACGGGAAGGAACAUCUCAGCUCAGGAACUGUAUGAUUGGGGAAUUGUGAACAAACUUGUCGAGAAGGACCAAGUGCUCCCUGAGGCGAUAAAGCUGGCGGAAUCUAUUGCGGUAAACAGUCCCGAUGCCAUUAUAUGUACGCGAGCUGGUUUGAGAGAAGGAUGGGAGACUGCUUCCGUGGAACGUGCAGUCGAAUUGACACUCGAACGGGAGUUUGCCGAGCUUCAAAGGGGUGAGAACAUUUUGGAGGGAUUAAAGGCAUUCUCGGAAAAGAGGCAGCCUCAUUGGAAGGGCAGUAGGCUAUGAAUGACUCAAGAUUGGCGACGAAGAAGAUUGUCGUACGC
Molecule: messenger RNA, 971 nt
Organism: Exophiala viscosa
Lineage: Eukaryota; Fungi; Ascomycota; Eurotiomycetes; Chaetothyriales; Herpotrichiellaceae
Product: enoyl-CoA hydratase/isomerase
Exons: 1
Coding region: 100-933 (277 amino acids)
Biological process (GO): fatty acid beta-oxidation
Cellular component (GO): mitochondrion
Molecular function (GO): enoyl-CoA hydratase activity
Source: RefSeq, a predicted model, not a curated record